Oryza brachyantha (malo sina) is the source of this 490-nucleotide messenger RNA. RefSeq lists its product as uncharacterized. Bases 52 to 417 code for a protein of 121 amino acids. The transcript has 2 exons. The record is from RefSeq and is a predicted model, not a curated record. Lineage: Eukaryota; Viridiplantae; Streptophyta; Magnoliopsida; Poales; Poaceae.
UUUGGACAUAUAUACUUCCGAGCUCGGAGUUUCAUGCAGUAAGUAACAAAAAUGGAGAAGAGAUGUUCCACUGUUCUACUACUUGGCUUGGUCCUGCUGUUCUCCAACGCAAUUGUUGAGGUCAAAGCAAGCCAGAACAAAAUUGCGUUAUCUCGCAAAGGUCUGAAAGAAGAACGCAAACUUGCAGCUGCCACUGGGACGGCUCCAUCACUUGGCAGUUUGCAAGGACAAUCGACAACUAGCACGCCCAAUGGAGGUGUUAGCAAUAACAGUGCUGAUAGCACAAACGCUGACACUGGAGACUCUUCUUCAGCCUACACGCCAAUGGGUACUGCCACUUCCACAGACUCUCACCAUGACAUGUCAGUUGAUCAGUAUCGAAAGAUCAUCCACAACAACCAGAUGAACAAGCCGUAAUGACGAAACAUCAUACCGAAGGACCAUUGGCAGAAUCUUUGCAAUUCACGAAGAAGCAAAGUAUCAAGCUAUA